AUGCAUUAUCACCCGUUGGUUCUUGGGGCAAUGCUUGUAGUGGCAGUGGGAACGGCCAUCUACACAAUAUGGUCGAAUUCGGGUAAUCAACAGCAAAACACAUAUCAACAUCAUUCAGGAAGAGAUUUCAAUGAUGAUGAAUUCAGUCUUCCAUAUCAUCUAUCGUUGGAAGAUGGGGAGGAUCAAGGAACCAGAAGAAGGAGGAAGAACAAAAAUUGCAGCAUUUGCCUGGAUUUUUUGGCGAGAGAUUUUAAAAAUUUACCUUGUGGACAUGUGUUUCAUACACGCUGUAUCGAGUCCUGGUUUCGAAACAAAAGAAACUGUCCUGUCUGUAGGUCUGAAGCUUUAUAG
This is a messenger RNA of Brassicogethes aeneus, 351 nucleotides long. The record is from the annotation of a GenBank genome assembly. NCBI's taxonomy places the organism in Eukaryota, Metazoa, Arthropoda, Insecta, Coleoptera, Nitidulidae.